ACAGGUAAAUUUCCAGCCAUGGGGACAACUUUCGAGCUUUGUGUGGCUGUCAGCCUAUUCAUAGUGGUCAGUGGAUCAUGCCCAGUGGGGCGGGAGUUCAUUACUGCCUUUAUGCCUAACUAUUUGCUGAGCUACCAUGAUGAUCAGAGUCUUCAACUGGCCAUAAGCACACAGGAUUAUCCAGCCAUUGUUCAAAUUCAGGUCAAUGCAAUCGGCUUCUCCACCUCAGUGAAAAUAGAUAAACAGAACACCAAAUGGAUCGCCAUACCUGGUAACGCUGAAAUUGGGGGUCCAGGAGCUUCCACCAAAACAGUGCAGGUCACCUCCAACUCUGACAUCUCAGUGGUGGCCUUCAACUACAAGUUCUCAACCGGAGACAGCAGUGUGGUCUAUCCAACUGACCAGCUGGGUACUGACUAUGUGGUCUUCACCCCCGAUGAGGGUCCAAGCAACAUGCACAAGCUUAUGUCUAUUGUCAAUGGCAAAGAGCCCAACAAGAUCACGAUCAUCCCUGUCUCCAACAUAAAUCUCAGUGGCAUGGAUUCCUGGAAGCAAAGACAGGCAGUGAUUGUUACCAUGGACCCAUACCAGGUCUACCUCUACCAAAGCUUCACCACUUUCACUGGGACCAGGGUCAAAGCCAAGCUCCCUGUGGCAGUCCUGGGGGGACACGAGUGCGUUGCAGAUGGAGGCCGCUGCAAUCACGUCUACGAACAACUGCUACCAGUGCAGAGCCUCUCCACCAAUUACCUGGUUCCUUCCAUGCACAUGUCCAAUUCAACUGACUUUGUAAACAUUGUGGCCUCAGAGGACAACACUCUAGUGAAGAUCUUUGAGGGAAAGGUAUCCACUGCUAAAGAGCUGAAAGCGGGGCAGGCGUAUGUGGUUUCUGUCCAACCCAAAUAUCCGCUGAUCAUCAAAAGUGAUAAGAAGGUCAUGGUGAUGUACUUCAGCAACAACAAGCCCUACGAUCCGUUCCUCACCAACAUCCUCCCAACGUCUGAUCUUGCCAACGAGUGGUCGGUGGACACGCAGAGCAAAUUCGAGAGCACAUUGGUCAUUGUCUCCGAGAGGGAAGGGAUCAACACCGUUAAAGUCUGUGAGAAAAAUACAUGUGUGAAAUCUCUCCAAUGGACAUUAUUCAACUCAGACCCUAAGUACAUGUGGGUAAAUAUUCCAUUGGGAGAGAAGCAACAGCAUUUCUCCAUCAAAGGCGACUCACUCAUGGCUGUUUACAUUUAUGGUGGCAUGCCAAGAGACGGCUAUGCUACAACAGGAGUAUGUUCCAAAGGCACUGCCCCACCCACACUACCACCAGACCCAUGUGAGAAAGUCAAAUGCAGAGAAAAAGAAGAAUGUACAAAGGGGGCUGUGGGGGACCCCCACUACCUCACCUUUGAUGGGGAGCGGUUUGACUUCCAGGGCACCUGCUCUUACGUCAUGGCCACGGUUGUUAAAUCUGAACCUGGUCUCAUCCCGUUCACUGUCCUGACCAAGAACAACCACAGAGGGAACAAGAGGGUGUCUUUCGUAAGGAAAGUCUCAGUCACAGUCUAUGGGCUGACUGUUGUGAUCAGCACGCAUAAAGGGAAGGUUGAGGUGAAUGGUGAGGAUGUCUACCUGCCUGUGACCCUGGCCGGAGGAAACCUAACGGUGGUGUAUAGUGGCAGCUAUGCUGUUCUGAAGACAAACUUUGGCCUGAAGGUUAUGUACGACUGGAACAUGAAGUUCUACAUCACUGUCCCCAGCAGCUACUUCCGCACCCUGGGUGGGCUCUGUGGGAACUACAACGGGGAUCACAACGACGAGUUCACUAACCCCAAAGGUAACAAGGAACCCACAGUGGUGAAAUUUGCCCAGAGCUGGAGAACUGAAGAUGGCGACUUGUUCUGUCAUGAUGACUGUCAAGGGGAAUGUCCUAUCUGCACUCCGGCUCUCCAACAGAAAUACAAGGAAGAAAAGUUAUGUGGUCUCUUGGCCAAAAAAGACGGCCCAUUCGCAAGCUGCCACAAGGUCCUGGACCCAGGCGUGUUCAUGGACAACUGUGUAUUUGACGUCUGCAUCAAUAAAGGCAUCUACCAGUUCCUCUGUGAGAACAUGAAAAGCUACAAUGAUGCCUGCUUGGCUGAGGGAGUCAAAAUUAGCCCUGAGUGGAGGACAAUCACUGCAUGCCAUCUAGCUGCCGAAGCAAAGUGCAAGGAACCCUGUGUGGAGACCUGUCAAUGCAACAAGGGCUUUGUCCUCAGUGGAGACAAAUGCGUCUCCAAGGAGAGCUGUGGCUGCUCUUAUGAAGGACGAUACUACCCGUCUGGAAUGAAGUUCUGGGAAGAUGACAAAUGCACCAAGCAGUGUGAAUGCAAUCCAGCAACAGCCAAGGUUGAAUGCAAAGCAACAGCAUGCAAGAAAUCAGAGGUGUGUGGCCUGCAGAGUGGUAAGAGAGAUUGUUACCCAACAUCUUAUGCCACCUGCCAAGGUUCAGGCGACCCCCACUACCGUACGUUUGAGUGA
Messenger RNA from Oncorhynchus masou masou (cherry salmon), 2508 nucleotides. Its product is annotated as IgGFc-binding protein-like. Bases 19 to 2508 code for a protein of 829 amino acids. The transcript has 7 exons. Lineage: Eukaryota; Metazoa; Chordata; Actinopteri; Salmoniformes; Salmonidae. The record is from RefSeq and is a predicted model, not a curated record.